CCUUCCCCUUGCCUCCAGGAGUUUACGCCGUCCAUGAAAUGCAAAAUGCAGAUUCCCUCUCAGGUCUCUUCUGCUUCUCCCUUUUCAGUUUCUUCUUUUGCGGAUGGCUCUCGAGUCUCUCCCCUCCCUCGGUGCGUUGGUACGAGCCGAAGCCAAGGGGCCCGGGCAGGAAAAGGAAGCAGGCCGGCCUUAAAGGGACCUCAGCCAUUAUUUAUUUAAUUUAUUUAUUUAUAUUUAAAAGCCGCUCUCUCCUUCCUCCGAUGUUCUUAACGUCCCCGACGGAAGAAUAGGAUCCGGGAGCCAGGCGCAGCCGGAGCUGCGGGACCCGUUGCUGGAGACAGCAGCUCUUGCCCAUCGGAAGGCCAGGUGUGCGUGAGCUGUGCCCAGGGGUGUCCCGCGCCCCGGUGCCCUGCGGGCUCUAACAGCUGGGAUCGCCCGGGAGAACUGGGCCCAGGGCUCAGGUGGAGCUGCCGAUGCCCCGGGCUGAAAGGUGAGACCACGCUGGUGAGGCUGGGACAAGACCUUGCACCUCCAGACCUGGGCCGAGACCACAAGGGGAGCCGCCAAGAUGCCAGAGGAAAAUAUCUUCCUGUUCGUGCCUAAUCUUAUUGGUUAUGCCCGGAUUGUUUUCGCCAUCAUUUCCUUCUACUUUAUGCCCUGCUGCCCCUUCACGGCCUCCUCCUUCUAUCUACUCAGCGGACUUCUAGACGCUUUCGAUGGACACGCAGCUCGAGCCCUUAAUCAAGGAACCCGAUUUGGGGCCAUGCUCGACAUGCUGACGGACCGUUGCGCCACCAUGUGUCUCUUGGUCAACCUGGCCCUGCUCUACCCUCGGGCCACUCUUCUGUUCCAGCUCAGCAUGAGCCUGGACGUGGCCAGUCACUGGCUGCAUCUGCACAGUUCUGUGGUGCGAGGCAGUGAGAGCCACAAGAUGAUUGACCUGUCUGGGAACCCUGUGCUUCGAAUCUACUAUACUUCCAGGCCUGCUCUGUUCACCCUGUGUGCUGGAAAUGAACUCUUCUACUGCCUCCUGUACCUGUUCAAUUUCUCCGAGGGACCACUAGUCGGCUCUGUGGGGCUUUUCCGAAUGGGCCUCUGGAUCACAGCUCCCAUUGCCCUGCUCAAGUCCAUCAUUAGUGUCAUCCACCUCGUCACGGCUGCAAGGAACAUGGCUGCCCUCGAUGCAGCAGACCGCGCCAAGAAGAAAUGAUCCUCUCCCAUCCCCAGCUGCCCACCUGCCCUGGACCCAACCCGUGACCCCAAGGACCUGGCACUGCAAAGCAGGAAGGGUGCUCAGGAGGCCCACUCAUCCAGCCGGUGCUCCAGGAGGCCUGUCUGAAGACUGGGUGUUGCCACAUAUCCUGCUGGAUCAGCCUGGGGUCUGGCCUGAGACUUUGGGAACUUAUACGGGCAAAGGAGUCAGGCUGAUGGGCCAAGAAGGCUGGGGUACCAGGCCAGGGAGGGAAGGGGCCAAGGGCCAACUAGAUCCUUCCCUUAGGCAAGCUCCUCUAUCCUGUCCUGCUCUGGAAACCUCCAUAAUAAAGGGGGGCACCUUCACUCUUUUUGGAUUUGUUUACUUUGGGACACUCUUAGAUGAUGGCCUAGGGUUCAAAGGAGCUGGGUAAAAAAAAAAGAAAUCCACCUGGAUGCUUUUCCCACAAAGGUGGUUGGCUCCUCCCUGUCAUUCCAGUGACCUCAGAGAGGCCUCGAGGUUCACAAGCGUUGUCCUGCCCACCUGCUCUAUGUCCUGGCUGGCCACUUUCACUGUAACCUUGAUGUUUUUGACCCUCAUGAGAAUGUAAGCUUCACAAGAGCAGAUUUAGAUCUUUCUCGUCUCUGCCUGGAGUGAAAAGUAGCCUGGCAUGUGGUAACUGCUUAAUAAAUAUUCAUGGAAAGAUG
Molecule: messenger RNA, 1899 nt
Organism: Rattus norvegicus (Norway rat)
Lineage: Eukaryota; Metazoa; Chordata; Mammalia; Rodentia; Muridae
Gene: Cdipt
Product: CDP-diacylglycerol--inositol 3-phosphatidyltransferase
Biological process (GO): phospholipid biosynthetic process; phosphatidylinositol biosynthetic process
Cellular component (GO): membrane; endoplasmic reticulum membrane; plasma membrane
Molecular function (GO): CDP-diacylglycerol-inositol 3-phosphatidyltransferase activity; phosphotransferase activity, for other substituted phosphate groups
Source: RefSeq, a predicted model, not a curated record